GCUCACCCCUCCUAGUCUCCCCGCCACUUUCAUCCUUCCUUCACCUUUUCUUUUUAAUUUCCAGUUCGUUAUUGACCGUUAAGACCUCACCGUUCAUCGAAACCCAGGUUUUGUAUCUACAUAUCUGUUGAAAGGAGAAUGUCAGAAGGAACGAGUUUGGUGAUGGAAACUUCUGAAAAUGGCACUGACUUAUCUCAAGAUGAUACUGGCACCAUAGAGGAAACACCUGAAGACACAAUACUCUUGCACCAAACUUCUGUGAAUCUUGUUCCAUUUAUUGGCCAGCGAUUUGUAUCACAAGAUGCUGCUUAUGAAUUUUAUUGCAGUUUUGCUAAGCAAUGUGGCUUUUCAAUAAGACGCCACCGCACUAGAGGGAAGGAUGGGGUUGGUCGAGGGGUUACAAGAAGGGAUUUCACCUGUCAUCGUGGUGGAUAUCCACAGGUGAAGCCUGAAGAUGGGAAGUUGCAGAGGAAUCGCAAGUCAUCACGCUGUGGUUGUCUAGCAUACAUGCGGAUUGUUAAGCGGGCAGAAUUUGAUGUCCCUGAAUGGCGUGUUACAGGCUUUAGCAAUAUCCACAACCAUGAACUUUUGAAAACAAAUGAAGCUCGUCUUCCUCCUGCCUACUGCACCCUAACUCCAGAUGACAAGGCAAGGAUUUGCAUGUUUGCAAAAGCUGGAAUGUCAGUAAGGCAAAUGUUAAGGUUAAUGGAACUAGAGAAAGGUGUUAAGCUAGGCUGUUUACCAUUUUCAGAAAUAGAUGUGAGAAACCUGCUACAGUCAUUCAGAAAUGUCAAUCGUGAUUAUGAUGCCAUUGAUCUUAUUGCAAUGUGCAAGAAACUUAAGGAUGAGAACCCUAACUUUCACUAUGACUUCAAAUUAGAUGGCCAUAACAAGCUGGAGCAUAUUGCCUGGUCCUAUGCUUCAGCCAUUCAGUUGUAUGAGGCAUUUGGAGAUGCUGUGGUUUUUGAUACAACCCACCGCCUGGAGUCUUAUGAUAUGUUGUUAGGUGUCUUCCUUGGAGUGGACAAUCAUGGAGUGACCUCAUGUUUUGGCUGUGUGCUUCUACGGGAUGAAAGUGUGCCGUCGUUUUCCUGGGCAUUGAAGACAUUUCUAAGCUUCAUGAAAGGAAAGACUCCACAGACUAUAUUAACUGACCAAAAUGCGUGUCUGAAAGAGGCUGUUGCCAUUGAAAUCCCUGGAACACAGCAUGCAUUUUGUAUAUCACAUAUCAUGGCAAAGUUCUCAGAUUGGUUCUCUGUGCUGCUUGGCUCACGUUAUGAUGCUUGGAAAUCUGAUUUCUAUCGACUUUAUGGUUUGGAAUUUGAGGAAGAUUUUGAAGAUGAAUGGAGGGGAAUGAUUGAUAGAUAUGGACUCCAUGAAAAUAAGCACAUCAUCAGCUUAUAUGCAUUGCGUUAUUUUUGGGCCUUGCCAUUCUUGAGGCGUUACUUUUUUGCAGGGUUGAUGAGUCCAUGUCAGAGAGAGGCAAUUAAUGCUUUCAUCCAGCGAAUUUUGAGUGCACAGUCUCAACCAGAUCACUUUGUAGAGCAAGUGGCUGAGAUUGUUGAGUUCAAUGAUCGGACUGGUUCUAAACAAAAUAUGCAACAGAAACAGCAGAAAGUCUGUCUCAAAACAGGCUCACCAAUUGAAUCUCAUGCUGCCAGUGUUCUUACACCAUUUGCUUUCAGUAAACUACAAGAAGAACUUCAGUUGGCUCCACAAUAUGCAUCGCUUCUCAUAGAUGAAGGUUGUUUCGAGGUGAAACACCAUACCCAGAUGGAUGGUGGGUACAAAGUAAUUUGGGUUCCUUGUGAAGAGCUCAUUAGCUGCAGCUGCCAUCAGUUUGAGUUUUCUGGCAUCCUUUGCGGGCAUGUGCUCCGAGUCUUGUCAAGCAAUAAUUGUUUCCACAUUCCAGAACAAUAUCUGCCAACCCGUUGGCGCAUCAAUGGUUCAUCUUGCACAAACCCCUUAAGGAAUACUACAAGAGAGCAAUCUGACAAGAUUCAGUUGUUAGAGUCCAUGGCUUCAACACUCAUGGCAGAAUCGAUUGAAACAGAGGAACGCCUUGAUGCUGCUUGUGAGCAGAUAGCUAUGGUAUUAUCCCGUAUCAAAGACCUUCCGAGGCCAACCACAUAUGCCAAUGAUAUGGUCUACAACUGUCCAUCUGAUUUGAUUCUGCCAGAAGUGGAAGACACUGAUGGAAUGGUUCAGAGUUUCACAAUUGGGAAUUCUCAGGAGCCUCUUUCUCUAGGAAAGCUGAAGGAGAAAAGGUCAAGAGAUGGACUUGACAUUACUCGAAAGCGGAGGCACUAUUCUGGUUCUAGCUUUGCCCAGUUUGGACAUGAUUCACCAGAUUGUCCAAUAAUUGGAGGUGAUAGCUUGAAUGGAGAUACUCUAGGAUACUUGUAGAAUGUGACUUAGAAGACAACAGUAUUCAUAAUAGAAUUGCUAUUCUUAUAUGUUCCUUAUUUAUGGCCAAAAAAAAAAGGGAAAAAACUUUCCUUGCUAUU
This is a messenger RNA of Rubroshorea leprosula, 2507 nucleotides long. The record is from the annotation of a GenBank genome assembly. Lineage: Eukaryota; Viridiplantae; Streptophyta; Magnoliopsida; Malvales; Dipterocarpaceae.